This is a messenger RNA of Mytilinidion resinicola, 7771 nucleotides long. Its product is annotated as BcPKS16, polyketide synthase. The transcript has 9 exons. NCBI's taxonomy places the organism in Eukaryota, Fungi, Ascomycota, Dothideomycetes, Mytilinidiales, Mytilinidiaceae. Gene Ontology annotation, molecular function: phosphopantetheine binding; fatty acid synthase activity. The record is from RefSeq and is a predicted model, not a curated record. Bases 1 to 7722 code for a protein of 2573 amino acids. Gene Ontology annotation, biological process: secondary metabolite biosynthetic process; fatty acid biosynthetic process.
AUGUCAAAGCAAAUCUCUGCAGCAUUUUUCAACCCUCAGUCACGUGCACCGACCCCUGAAUACCUCAGCGGACUGUACUCUUUCCUCAGCCAUCACCCUCACGGCAAGACCCUCCUUUCGCACGUGGCCACCCUGGGAACCAUAUGGCCUAUAUGGGCUGCCGCGAGAGAGGAAGUGCGCACUCUUCCUAAUGGCCUGCCGUACCUGAACGUGCUUGUGGACUGGGCCAAGGGUGGGCCCUCCGCGCCUGUUUCUGAAGCGAGAAGCGGCGUGGUCGCACUCCCUUUACUUACUAUCCUGCAGUUGGGCCAAUACUUUCGCUAUCUUGAGUUCAACGGCCUCUCGCAUGCCCAAUUCAUCAGCCAAACCCGCGAUGCAGGAGGUAUCCAAGGCUGCUGUGGGGGCGAGCCUCCAGCUCUGUCUAUCGCCCUCGCCAAAGACGAAGCUCAGGUCGUUGAAAACGCCGCCGUCUUUCUUCGCCUGCUGGUGGGAGUCGGGGCUUACAUUGAGGCAAUGGAUGAUUGGACUUCAUCGGAGCCUACCAUUAUCGCAAUUCGACUCAAGCAUGAAGGAAUGGGUGAUGAACUUAUGCGGAAGUUCCCUGGAACGUAUGUCUCAGCCAUCACAGAACCCAAGUCGCUUAGUUUCGUGGGCUCUGCGGACGCUAUUGCCCGGCUCUACGAUUACUGCUGUGAGCAAGGUCUACCAGCCGACAAAAUGGAUGUUACCGGAAAGGCACACAACCCGGAAAACUCCUACCUCGUUCCAGAGUUUCUCGAUGUGCUCACGCAGAAUCCGUCCCUUUUCAAGAUACCGGAUAUGAGUAAACUUCAGGUGACAGUACGAUCGAAUCGAACCGGAGAGAAGCUUUCGGAUGAUUCCAUCAUAGAAGAUUUGAUUAUCAUGAUGCUUGCGGCGUGCUGCGAUUGGUAUGCUCUGCUAUCACGGGUAGCGGAGGACAUGAAGGCUUCAGGACGACCAUCUCAUCACAUGGUAAUCUUCGGACUCAACGAUAGUGUCCCGCUUUCCCCAUUCAAUAAGCAACGCUUGAAGAUCUCCAAAUUCAAAGCCCAUGAACUCAUUACGGAGAUCUCAGGCAGCCAACCAUUUCCAUCCGCAAGAACCCACCGUGCGUCUAUCAAUCCUUCUACUUUCCCGAAUACUGCCAUUGCAAUUGUAGGAGUGGCGUGCCGUUUACCUGGUGCAAAUAACCUCGAAGAGCUUUGGGAAUUCAUUUCCAAAGGUGGCGAUGCUCAUCAGGAACUCCCAAAGGACAGAAUAGACCCUGGUCGAAACUUCCGACUAUCGCAAGAUAGCUCUAUGGGGAAGAAUAGGUUUUUUGGAAACUUUCUCUCCGAUAUAAAAAGAUUCGAUAAUUCGGUCUUUGGUAUCAAUCCCAAGGAAGCUGCUAGCCUGGACCCUCAGAUGCGGAUGCUUUUGGAGCUGUCCUACGAAGCACUGGAAUCGAGUGGCUACCUUUCAUCACACGUUCGCAACGCAGAGGAUGCUGUCGGGUGCUUCAUCGGAAGUAGCUUGAACGAAUACCACGAGAAUACAUCCUCUCAUGCCCCUUCAGCGUACACUGCAACCGGCACAAUACGCGCUUUCCUUUGCGGUAGGCUUAGCUAUCAAUACGGCUGGCAAGCUCCUUCGGAAGUCAUUGACACUGCAUGUUCAUCAUCCUUGGUCGCUGUCAAUCGAGCGUGUCAUGCGAUCAAGAAUGGAGAAUGCGAUAUGGCCAUAGCAGGUGGAGCAAAUGCUCUCACUACCAUGACAAACUUUCUCGACUUGGGCAAAGCUGGGUUCCUAAGCACAACCGGACAAUGCAAACCUUUUGAUGCCUCAGCAGAUGGGUAUUGUCGUGCUGAGGGCGCAGGAUUGGUGGUCUUGAAAAAGUUGAGUCAGGCUAUCGACGCUGGCGAUGAAAUAUUUGGCGUCAUUCCAAGCAUUGCGACAAAUCAAGGCGGCACAUCUACCUCUCUCACGGUUCCUUCUGCUCCUGCCUUGAAGACUCUAUAUCAAAAUAUUCUUCGAAAAGCCGGCUUGGAGCCUUCUCAAGUGUCCUAUAUAGAAACCCACGGAACGGGUACCCAGGCAGGUGACCCUAUCGAAAUGGACAGUAUUCGGUCGGUUUUCGGGAGCGCAUCUCGCUCAGUCCCUCUUUCCAUUGGAUCUAUCAAGGGCAACAUUGGCCACUGCGAGGCCGCCGCCGGCGUUGCAGGCCUUCUCAAGGUACUGGCCAUGAUAAAGUACGGAGGCAUCCCACCACAAGCAAAUCACAAUCGGUUGAAUCCUAAAAUUCCACCGAUCGGACCCGACGGUAUGGAGAUCAAUCGGAGCCUGAGAAGCUGGGAUGUGCCACUGCGCACUGCUAUGGUCAAUAGCUAUGGAGCCGGAGGAUCGAAUUGCGCGCUACUGUGCUGUGAGCUGCCGCCAGGCCGAACAGUAGCUACAAGACCACAGCACCCAGGAGUAUCCUAUCCCGUGAUCAUAAGCGCAGCUUCUAGGGCUUCUCUCAUCUCUAAUGCUCGAGCUGUUGCUGCCUAUCUGUCAAAGAAUGUGUCGCAGGUCGAAUUGGCAAACAUUUCUUUCUCGCUACAGCGAAGGAAACGACAUCGAUUUUGUUUUGAUACAUUCCCGGCAGAUGUACCAAGUCUAAUCCGCGUUCUCGACUCUAUCGAAUCUCCCACUUUUGAGUAUCCAAACAAGUCUAAGCCCGUAGUACUUGUUUUGAGCGGUCAAUACGAUUCGAAAGUAGCUCUGGAUCGCGGCAUGUACGAACUUUAUCCUAUUUUCCGGUCUUAUAUUGACGCGUGCGACUCCGAAAUCGUUCAACUUGGAUAUCCAUCUAUUCUUGGUCCAAUAUUCCAGACGACGCCCAUCGCCAGCGCUCUUUCUCUGCAAUGUAGCAUAUUUGCAGUGCAAUAUGCCUGUGCCCGUUGCUGGAUCGAUUCUGGACUGAAACCCGAUGCCAUUAUUGGCCACAGUUUCGGUGAGCUCGUAGCCUUAGCUGUAUCUGGGGCGCUAUCACUGCCCGAGUGUCUCAAUUUGGUCGCCUUUCGAUCUCAUCUCGUUGACUCUCGAUGGGGAGCCGAAAAGGGAGCAAUGCUCGCUAUUCACAGUGGCCUGAACGAAGUCCAAAAAUUGGCCUCCUGGUUAGAUUCGAACUCCCCGGGCGCCAAACUAGAAGUCGCUUGUUAUAACGCGUCUGCUUCUACCGUGGUCGCUGGAGUGUCAUCCACGAUCGAUAUGGCAGAACGUGUUCUUUCAACUGAGGCAGAUUUUGUCGGACUUAAGUUUCAGCGACUCUCGACUACUCACGCCUUCCAUUCAUUUCUCACGGAGCCCAUUUUGCCCGAGUUGGAGGAACUAUCCACUAGCCUGAAGUGGAACCAGCCGACCAUACCGCUAGAAACUUGUACUAUCGAAGGCCUGUCAUCCAUGCGAGACUGGUCACUUUCCAGACAUGCCCGAGAGCCGGUAUACUUUGUCAAGGCAAUCGAACGAGUCGAGCAGCGCUUGGGUUCGUGUGUCUUCAUUGAAGCUGGCCUGUCUACUCCUGCUAUACCUAUGACCAGAAGAGCCUGUACGAGUUCGAUUGCUCAUACCUUCCAAGCGGUGAGCACCAAAAGUAGAGAGAAUCCAUGGGAUUGCGUUGGUGCCGUAGUUUCCGAUCUAUGGCGAUGCGGUAUCUCUGUAUCGCACUGGGCUUUCCUGGGUGCAUCCUCGCCUGACGUUAGGCAAUUAUGGCUUCCACCAUAUCAAUUUGAGAAGCAUCAGCACUGGAUCGAAAACAUAGAUAGAGCCAUGGAGGCACAGCAGAGGUUGCUAGCCAAUCCUCCGAGCAUCGAAACGAAAGACAACGUAACUUCGCCUCCCGUGCCUCGACUUGUCCUCAAGAAAGAAUCCCCUGGUUCAGAUCCCCGCAUCGUAGACUUCUCCAUCAACACCAACUCCGAAAGAUUUCGGAAAGUCGUCACUGGCCACGCUGUGCUUCAGCAACCUCUGUGCCCGGCACCAAUGCAUCUGGAAUGCUGCACUAUGGCAAUUCAAAUCCUGAUCGGUGAUGUUGAAGCACAGAACCUCACCUUUGAAGAUCUGCAAUUCCAGGCCGCACUCGGAUUAGAUCCUGCACGUGAAGUCGAGCUUCGUUUAGAGGAGUUGGUUUCCAAACGAUCCUGGAAGUUUACGGUCCGCUCGACACUUCGAGGGUCUAAAACGGUGCAUUGUAUUGGGACAGCCUCUCUAUCGCAAAACAUGGCUCUCGCCACAUACGGACGGCUCGUGGAAAGCACUAUCAACCGAUUGGAGAAUUGCGAGACUGUCGAGCGGCUCAUGUCUAACCGUGCAUACGGGCUGUUCAGGAAGGUCAUGGAGUACGCACCAUACUUCAAGGGUAUCACCUCAAUUGCGGUCGACAGAAACGAAGCUCUUGCGGCUGUCAAGCUUCCUGAAGGACAGCCAGGCCGUGAUGAGAGCACUUCUUGGCAACGUUGUGAUGCCGUACUCAUCGAUGCCUUCAUCUCUGGUAUUGGGCUACUCCUGAAUACCAGUGAAUCUGCAUCAGAAGACGAAGUUCUGAUAGCCGUGGGCAUUGAGCGCGUAGUACUUACUCCAGACUGUCAGAUGGGUACCCCACACGAUUGGCUCGUGUACUCAAAGUUCAUGUUUACCGAAGGCACCCAGCCUAUUGGCGAUGUCUUUGUCUGCUCUGCCAAGCGCGAAGUGGUGGCAAUGAUGGCUGGCGUCCAAUUUGCGAAGUUGGACAUGUCGAAAUUCAGAAAGUCCCUCAUGUCUGCGAAUUCGAGUAUUUCCCCACGCCAAGUGCAACAUUCUGCGCCUCAGGUGCCGCACUCGGACCAGCGACAGUUAACUACUGUAGAUGUUUCCAGCUCCGGAACAACUUCCACGCUUGGAGGCCCCACCCCUUCCGAAGGGGAUGUUGAUACCGGAAUAAAGGAAAUCAUUUCGAAUUUCACUGGCUUACACCGAGCGGACAUACCUCCGGAUUCCGUGCUUGUCGAUCUAGGCAUUGAUUCACUAUCAACAAUCGAAUUUGCCGCAGAGAUUCAUCAAACCUUCGGGAUCGAAUUGCUUCCGGAGGAACUUGGCUCUAUGACUCUUAAUGACCUUAACCAACGAUUGGGAAACAGCGCUCGGAGGGAGAACCAGCCACGCGGUGAUUCAAAUACUCAAGUUGACACAGGUAACGCAAAUGGGGCUGAAGUCGAUACCGGAAGCAUGAUACGCGAGAUCAUUUCGAAUUUCACGGGCCUCCACCCAGCUGAUAUUCCUCUGGAUACUGUGCUUGUUGAUCUAGGGAUUGAUUCGUUAUCGACGAUAGAGUUUGCGACCGAGUUCCAUCAAACCUUUGGACUCGAACUUCGUCCAGAGGACCUUGGUGACCUGAGCUUAGACGAUCUCAUCCGACGGCUAGGGAAGGACUCGUCCAAUGUAGCCCCUGCUCAAAAUACCGCCAAUCCUGCAGCUACCAGCGAUAGGUUGUCGUCGCCACAUACGACGUCACACAACCCAUUUGAUGCGCUGCUGGAUACUGAUUUCCAUUUUGAAGAAGCGGCCAAUCGACGUGGCUAUGCCAACUACCAUUCCAAGGUCUUCCAAGUGGAACGCGAUUUGACUUUGGCGUAUAUUUUGGAGGCCUUCCAGACGCUUGGCGUUGACGUUUUGACCGUUUCUCCUGGAAGCGUCAUUCCUCCAGUACCUCACAUACCAAAGCACAACACGCUGAUGUCCAGGCUCUGGGAAAUUCUUCAAAGCCAUGGUAUAGCUGCAAAGCAUGCUAGCAUAAUAAUCCGAGGUCGAGCAACGCCUAAAAUUGGGACAUCCACGGAAAUAUACGAGGCCAUGACCGCACAGUUCCCGCUCUACAUACCGGAAGCCAAGGCAAUGAAACUAAUGGGGGAAAAGCUGGCACCAUGCCUCAAGGGCGACCAGGACCCACUUUCGCUCAUGUUUGGGACUCCAACUUCGAACAAGAUCAUGGAAGACUAUUAUAGCAUAUCGCCAAUGGUAUCUACCCUGACAGACCAGUUAGUGACCUUCAUCACCACAUUAUGUCGCAAGUGGAAGGGCAAAGGGGAUGGGCCUCUACGUAUCUUGGAAGUUGGAGCUGGGACCGGAGGAACUACUGUCAGACUAAUAGAGAGCCUACAAGCGGCUGGCAUCACACGCCUCGAAUACACCUUCACGGACAUUGCAGGCCGCAUGGUUUCCAAAGCGAAAGCUAAGCUGGGCAAAUUCCCUGGGAUGAGCUUCGAAAUCUUCGAUUUGGAGAAAGAGGUGAAGAGCACGUUCCGUAAUCGGUUCGAUAUCGUCAUUGGCACCAAUUGCGUUCAUGCUACGACAAGCCGGCUUGCGUCCUGUCGUAGACUCUGGGAGACUCUGAAUGAGAAUGGGGUCGUUGUACUUUCAGAGGGAACCCAGCCGCUAGACUGGUUCGACAUAUGUUUCGGACUCCUCGACGGGUGGUGGCUUGCCGAGAAUGGGACAGAAUAUCCUCUUCAGCCUGCGUCCAAGUGGAUGGAGACUUUCCAAGCAGCUGGAUUCCUGUCCAGUAGCUUCUCGGGUGGGCUCACGCAGGAGGCCUUUACGCAACAGCUGCUGGUUGCAUCCAAGGCGAAGUGGCCGGUUCGACUCCCUAUCAGCCCUGUGCCGACUUCAAUCGAUCUCCAAAGCGACUCAUAUCGGCUUGAAACUAUGGUAUAUAAAGAGGCAAAUGGUGUUCGAAUCCAUGCGGAUGUGUACGUUCCCAGACAAGUCAGGGCAUCGCCUCUCCCAAUUGCACUUAUGAUACAUGGCGGAGGCUUCAUGAUGCUCUCUCGGAAACAAGUGCGUCCAGCCCAGACGAAACAUCUUAUCUCCCGUGGCUUUCUACCGGUGAGCAUUGACUACCGCCUUUGCCCCGAAGUAAACAUGAUCGAUGGCCCCAUGGCCGAUGUACGGGAUGGAUAUCGAUGGGUGCGGGAAAAACUUGCAUCAGAUCUUCGUGAACGCACGAAGAUUUCCGUGGACAAUGAGCGAAUCGUGGUCGUAGGAUGGUCGACAGGUGGGCACUUGGCCAUGUCCACUGGGUGGACGACAAGAGAGGCUGGUAUCCCGCCACCGACAGCCAUUCUGAGCUUCUACGCACCGGUAGAUUUUGAAUCAGGAGAAUUGGAUCCACACGUCAGGUCGAAAGCCCCUCAGCCGCGACUCAACAAUACAAAGCGCAUAUUGGAUACGCUCCCCCAAACUCCGAUAACAAACUAUGACACAAAGGACGGCGAGGAUACCCCGUUCUUUGGGUUGCAGCCUGGUGACCCUCGCUCUGAUUUACUCUUGUCGGCAACCCAAGACGGUACCGCCCUCGCGUUGCUUCUCAAUGGCCGCACACCGAGCAACGGCCGCGACUGCUUUGCAGCUCCGUCGCCUUCUAGCGUGGCCGCUAUCAGUCCGCUGGCGCAAGCCCGCCAGGGCAAUUACAACACGCCGACGUAUAUCAUACACAGCCCUGGCGAUGAGGUUGCGCCAUUUGCCGGUGCGGAGCGUUUGAUCGAGGAGCUGAAGAUGCAGGGGGUCGAGUGCGGUCUCUUGCGAGUGGAUGGUGCCAGCCACCUGCAUGACUUGCAUCUUCGGCCUGGGAUGGAGGGAUGGGAGGAGCAUGUUGUUCCGGGCUAUACUUUUUUGAAGGAAGCAGUGUCAUCUUUUGAGUUUGCGGUAUGAGCACGAAUGGUCCAUCACUAGUACUACGUCAACGAUUUUAUGCGCGUUC